Messenger RNA from Saccostrea echinata, 3421 nucleotides. Its product is annotated as protocadherin-11 X-linked-like. Gene Ontology annotation, biological process: homophilic cell-cell adhesion. The coding region runs from base 211 to 3312 and encodes 1033 amino acids. Gene Ontology annotation, molecular function: calcium ion binding. The record is from RefSeq and is a predicted model, not a curated record. Gene Ontology annotation, cellular component: plasma membrane. Lineage: Eukaryota; Metazoa; Mollusca; Bivalvia; Ostreida; Ostreidae. The transcript is spliced from 5 exons.
UAUGGAAUAUAUUUCUCACCUGGUCAGUAACAGAAUUUACAUGCAGUGGUUAAUUGCUUGGUAAAUAAAACACUUUGGACAAUUGAAGGUAACCUCAAGGGAAUGGACAGUUGGUGAGACUGUAUCUCCUAGAAUUUCGUAGAUGAAAUGAGCAGCUCAUGAGCCAGGGAUAAAUAGGGACCACGCUGAGGUUUAGAAUUUUAUUUCGAGAUGGCAGCGGUUGUAUCUAUGUACCUUUUCCUAAUGGCUGUAUUUACAGUCUCCUGUGAAAUAAUUGUGAAUUUGAAUAUAAGAGAAGAGAAACCUGUGUCAACUCUGGUUGGAAAUAUAGCUAGCUUGAGUAACCUGACGAGAAAAAUGACACCAGAAGCUUUCCAGAGUCUGCGGUACAGCUUCUUGGAUCAAACCAAAGGAGAUGAUCUCUUCCGUGUUGACAAUGAGGCUGGUGAUUUGUUUACUAAUGCAGUGAUUGACAGAGAGAAUGAAUGUGGAUUCAACCAGGAAUGUGUUUUCCAAUUUGACAUUGCAGCCCACUCUUCCAUUCACUCUAGAUUUGAAAUAAUAUCAGUGAGAGUGACUCUUUUGGACAUUAAUGAUCAUACUCCCAUUUUUCCUUCUUCAGUUGUGAACAAGAGUUUGUCAGAGUCUGCAGUGAUUGGGUCCACCAUACAAGUGGAUGAGGCAUCAGAUCUUGACUCUUCAGCUCUGAAUGGAAUCAAAAGCUACUCCAUGCUCACUACUGAUUCUCCAUUCCUGUUCAAUGCCUCUAAAGUAAGUGAUGGAUUCACUCUCCAGUUGAAACUGAAUUCAGCUAUAAACAGAGAGAAAAAGGAUAAUUAUGAAUUGAAGAUUAUAGCAGUAGAUGGUGGGUCCACUCCCAGGACUGGAACUCUGACCAUAAAAAUAGAAGUAACCGAUGAGAAUGACAAUGCCCCACAAUUUGAGAGACAAGUUUUUGAUGUCAGUUUGAGGGAGGACAGGGAUGUGGGCUUCCAGGUGAUCCAGCUCUCAGCAACAGAUGCAGAUAUCGGGCAAAAUGGACAAAUCACAUAUAAAUUCAAUCCUCGACAAAGUUUCAUAGCAGAAAUCAGUCAAUACUUUGCAAUCAAUGAAACUACUGGAAAAAUUAAUUUGAAAAACAAGCUGUCACAAAACACCAGAAAAAAUUACAACAUAACCGUGGAUGCCAGUGACUUAGGACAACCUCCAAAAGUUUCCCAGUGUGUGGUUCGUGUUUCUAUAAUUGAUGUUGGAAACAACCGGCCAUUGGUUCGGAUUACUUUAUUAUCUACAGGCAACACUGGAGCAGUGAGCGAGUCCUCUAGUGUUGGUACAGUGAUAGCGCAUGUGACUGUAGAAGACACUGACUCUGGUUCUAAUGGUAUUGUCACCUGUAAAAUUCUUUCUGAGGAGUUUCAGCUACAAACUGUAUUAAAUAAGGGUUACAUUGUGGUCAUCAACAAAUCCCUGGACCGUGAAAUCUCAGACAAGUACAAUCUCACUGUGGAAUGCAUUGAUCAAGGAAAUCCACCACUAUCCACAUCUUCAACAUUAGUGGUUCCAAUUUCAGAUGAAAAUGACAAUGCUCCUGAGUUUUACAAGAAUAUAUAUCAAGCAUCUAUCAGGGAAAAUAAUGCUUUUGGAGAUGGAAUCACCCAAGUUCUUGCCAGAGAUCAAGAUGUUGGAAAGAAUGCUGAAAUAAAAUAUAUUUUAUCCCCUGAAUCAAAGGAAAAAUUGGCCAUUAAUGAAGAAACUGGAGUCAUCACAGCAAACUUUAGGUUUGACAGAGAAAACAUGUCAUCAUAUUUCUUUCACAUCCUGGCAGUUGAUAAAGGGAGCCCUUCUAUGACUGGAACUGCUACAAUUCAUCUAACAGUGGUGGAUGCAAAUGACAACAAGCCAACAUUUAGUGUUCCUGUAUUUCAGUUUUUUGUGAUGGAGAACAUGGGACCUCAACUUAAAGUAGGCUCUCUCAGUGCCACUGACCUUGAUGAAGGUGACAAUCAAAAAAUUCUUUUUGAUUUCCACCCAAAUUUCAAAAAUCUUCCCAGCAGUCAACUGCCAUUUGAGGUUCUACCAUCAGGGAUAAUAUCUACAAAGAGAGAUCUAGAUAGAGAGGAUAGAAGCAAGUAUUCAUUUGAUUUAGUGGCUGUAGAUCAGGGAACGCCAAGAUUAACCAGCACAAGUAGAGUCAUUGUGUAUGUAGCUGACCAAAAUGACAACAAACCUUUUAUCACCUUCCCAUUGUUUUCUAACCAGACUGUCACAGUGUCUUAUCAAGCUAAUGUUGGUACAGUGAUCACUCAGAUUCGAGCUUAUGACCUGGAUGAAACUGGACCAAACAGUCAACUCAGGUACUCCAUCUCAGCUGGCAAUGAGAAGGAUAUCUUUUCUAUUGGAGAAACCUCAGGCACCAUCUACCUCAAGAGAACUUAUGAAAUAACUGAAAAUACUCCAUUUAAGCUCAGGAUUAAUGUCAGUGAUAUGAAUGUCUCUCAUAUGAAGUCUUCAUUCCGUGACAUGACCAUCGUUUUAACUCUUCCCACCGCAAGUUCUCAGGCUUUAGAAGAUGGAGGAACAAAGAAUAUCAUCAUCACCAUUGCUGUUGUUGCUCUCACCAUCAUCCUCUCAGCUGUCAUCAUCACUGUCAUCAUCAUUCUACGACGCAAUGACCAGAAACUGCUCAAAAGCAAACGCUCAGAUGACAUAGUAAAAACAAUGUAUGAUCCUGCCACUCCUGGGGACUGCUCAUCCCCAAAUCUGGAAAAGAACCCCAGUGACAUGGUGUCCAGCAUUGUAGACACACCCCGCAAGAAAAAAGAAGUCAGCUUCACUUUUGAAAUGGAAAAUAUGCAGCUAUUUCAGGGAAGCCAAAGAAGUCAGGAACAGAGAGACGAAAUUUCUAACAGCAGGCAAAAUAAUAUGAAAGCCCUCAAUUCAUCACUCCUAAACAACCUUGGAGGAUCCCAUAAUCAGCAUCACCCAGAUAACAUGAGUGAUUCCUCAGGGGAGAUAACUGCAUCAGAUAGUGGACGAGGAGGCAGUGACCUUGACCUCUCACUACAUCUACCUAAAUCAGACGAAAGACAAAACAGAGGAGAUUUCAAACUCAGAAUGAAUCCAAAUCAGGGAACCAGGCCAUAUGGGAACCAGUAUGAAAAUAUAAACUAUGUGAAUACUCAUCACACAAAGAACAAUAAUCAAAGGGAAGCAAUCCCUGCCAGACCUCCUAGAUGUCGCUCAGACAAUAAAGUGUACCUUUCUGAAGAGGAUACCUCAUCAAAGACAGAUUGCUUUCCAUCCUAUGUAUAAUCAGGGGUAGAAAGUGAACCAUUUGACUCAGAUGGGUCGUUGUUAAAUUGUGCCAAACAAUAUGUUUACAUGUCUCAUAGCAACUGUUGUAUGUAAUCAUCUCAUUGAA